GGUAAAGAUAGAGACAGCAUAGAUCAGAAUUAGAGCUCAGAUUUAGCAAUUCACCUCUUUGUCUAAAAGUCUCAUCUCUCUCUUCAAAUCAGAGAGAGAGAGAAUGGAUAGUGUGUUUUCUGUGGACGAUAUUGCAGACCAGCUGUGGUCAUCGCCGCCGCCGAUGCGGUUGUCUCAUGAAAUGGAUUCGUCUUCCACCACGUCGUCGUCGAAGAUGAUGAACAGGAGCUCGUCGGAAUGGGCUUUUCAGCGAUUCCUUCAAGAGGCCACAGCCGCCGACACUACUACUUCCUCGUCUUCUUCGCAGCAGAUCAAGGAUCAGACGCUUAAUCAGAAUUUAAUCGCUGAUCAACCGAAGCCGCCUAUGUCCAAUACGGCAUCGUUUGGCUCCGAACCUCCUCCGAAUAUUCCGAUUGAUUCCGAUGAAUACCAAGCUGUCCUCAAAAAACGCCUUGAUUUGGCUUGCGCCGCCUUCGCUUUGACUCGUGCAAACUGUGUAAAACCUCAAGAUUCAGUUUCUUUGCCAUCCGAAAAAGGAUCACUGUUGGCUACUGCAUCACAAUCUGGAUCUCAGGUGCCUCCAAAAGGUUAGCGUUACCAAUUAAACUGAA
Nicotiana tabacum (common tobacco) is the source of this 611-nucleotide messenger RNA. NCBI's taxonomy places the organism in Eukaryota, Viridiplantae, Streptophyta, Magnoliopsida, Solanales, Solanaceae. The record is from RefSeq and is a predicted model, not a curated record.